Molecule: messenger RNA, 2382 nt
Organism: Dictyostelium discoideum AX4
Lineage: Eukaryota; Evosea; Eumycetozoa; Dictyosteliales; Dictyosteliaceae
Exons: 1
Coding region: 1-2382 (793 amino acids)
Source: RefSeq, a predicted model, not a curated record
AUGAAUAAUUUAAUUAAAAGAUCUUUUAUUUUAAAUUAUCCAAAUAAUAUAAAUCCUUUAUUAAUAAGGUCAUUUACAAAAAAAAAUAAUGCACAAAGAAAAUUUCCAACUACAAUGUUGAAAUUAAAAAAAAAAAUAUCUUUAGAUUUAAAACAAAAAGAAGAAGAAAUUGAAAAAAAGAUUGAAAAUUUAUUAAUUAAAGAAGAAGAAAUUGAAAUAAAAAAACAAGAAAAAAAAGAUAAUUUAUUAUUAAAAAAACAACAACAACAAGAAAAUGAAAAUAAUAAUAAUAAUAUAAAUAAUAAUAAUAGUUAUAAUAAUAUUUUAAUUGGAUUUGGUAAAAAUAAUUUAAGAGGAGAUUCAUUUUUAGAAAAAGAAAAAGAAAUUUCAAAUAAACAAAAAGAGAUUUCAGAUAAACAAAAAGAAAAAGAGAAAUUAGAAAAAAGAAAAGAAAAUAUUAAAUUAAUGAAAAGUGAAUACUUGGAAAAGAUAAAAACUGAUAUGGAGAAACGAAAACGUUUGAAUCUUUAUAAUCGUUUAAAAUCACAUCAAGAAAAUAUAACUAAAAAUAGAUUAUUAAAUAAACAAAAGUCAGAGACUUUAUCAAUGGUUGGUAGAAAUAAAUCUGAACCAUUUGAAAGAUCACUUGAAAAUAGUGAAGAAUUAGUGAUUAAAAAAUUUAGAGAUCAAAAAGAUCCAUUAUCAUUCCAAGAUAGAAUUGAUUUACAUUUACAUUCAUUCCAAAUUCACUUAAAAAAUAAUUUAUUUAAAUCAAAUUAUCCAAUGAUUUAUAAUAAUUUAAAUGGAUUAGUUUUAAGUGAGUCGAAUAUGGAAUUAAUUGAAAAAUCAGUUGAGGGAGAAGACUAUUAUAAAAUCAUUGAGAUGGCAAGACCGCUUUACCAAAAUCAUCAUUUUAAAGAAGGGAAUUUAGUUUAUAAAUAUACUUUUCAAUAUAUGAAAAGGAAAUCAAAACUUUGGAAAUUCUUUCAACAACUAGAGAAUAAGGCAUUUAAUAGAAAACUUGAUCCUUUGGAUUUUAGCGAAAUGAUUAAAGUUUUCUUAGAAUUGGAUCAAAUUAAUUCAGCUGAAAUGAUCUCUUCAAAUAUGCAAUCAUUCUUUCAAAAUUUUCAUCCAGAUGUUUUCAUUCACUUUUUCGAAUAUUAUAAUCGUCAACCAGGUGCAACCGUAUCUUCUGUCACUUCAGAAUUCCUUACAACCUUUAAAUCUAAUUCAUUUGAUGAAAAAGAAGUAAAAUCAUAUGAAUUUGAUAAAAUUAAAAAGAAAAGAGAAUUAUUUUACAAAGAAAAUGAAAAAGAUAAUGAAAAAGAAACAAAUAAUCAAAAAGAUGAUGAUGAAGAAAAAAAUGAAAAACAAUUAUAUGGUAAAUUAGCAAAAGAUGAUCAAUUAAAAGAUACACCAGUUAGAAAUAUUGAAAUGUUUAAAUCGAUUUUAAUUCAUUGCUAUAAGAAUGGUUAUGUUGAAUUUGCUGAAAAUUUAGAAGCAUUUAUGGAGGAAGAAGGUGUUUUAUUAGAUUUAGAAAUGUUUAAUUCAAAAUUAAAAUUACAAGCUUAUCAAGGUAGAAUGGUUGAUGAAAUAUUUUUAAAUUCUGGUGAUUUCAUAAUUCCACCAACAUUAGAUUCAACAAAGACGACAACAGGAAAAACAAAAAAGAAUCAAAAGAAAUUAAAAACUGAAUUUAUGGGUAAUAGUCAAACAUUUUUAGCAAUUAAUUAUCACCAAUUAAUAGUUAAAAAAGAUAUUGAUUAUUCAUUUUCAGUAUUAAAUCGUUUGAAAAAUCAAUGGUCAUUUAAAUUAAAUACUUUUAUAUUAAAUCAAUUAAUAUUUGGUCUUUCAAGAUUAAAUGAAAUUGAUAAAGCAAUUAAAUAUUAUAAAAUGAUUCCAACUUCCACAAAUGGUAUUCAAAGUAAAAUUAUGAAUCAAUCAGUAUUACUUUAUACAAUGGCUUAUUUUAAUUAUCCUUCAAGUGCUUUAAUAUCUUUUAUUAAAGAUAAUAAUAAUAUAAUUGGUUCAGGUUCAGGUGAUGAUUUAUUUGAUAAAGUAACUUUAGAUUUAAUAUUAUAUGGUUAUUUAUUAGAUAAUAAAUUCAAACAAGAUCAACAUAUGAAAUUUAUUCAACAACAACAACAACAACAACAACAACAAAAUAAUGAUAAUAAUAAUAAUAAUAUUAAAAUUAAUUAUACAAAUAUGUUAGAUAAUUUACUUCAGGUUUUAAAUUAUUUAAAAAAUGAAAGUUUAAUUACAAAGUUAGAUAAAGAUUCCAUCGAUUUCAUUUUCUCAAGAUUACUUUUAUUAAAAAAUAAUUAUAAUAUUAAACCAUCACCAACUGAAUUCAAAUUAUUAAAACAAUUAAUAAAAUAA